Messenger RNA from Tigriopus californicus, 2518 nucleotides. Its product is annotated as fibulin-1-like. Gene Ontology annotation, molecular function: calcium ion binding. The transcript has 3 exons. Bases 74 to 2467 code for a protein of 797 amino acids. The record is from RefSeq and is a predicted model, not a curated record. NCBI's taxonomy places the organism in Eukaryota, Metazoa, Arthropoda, Copepoda, Harpacticoida, Harpacticidae.
UCCACGUUUUCGAGACUCUGCUUUUGCCCAAGUUCUCUGGUUUUUCUUUUUAAUUAAUCUAUAAUCAAUAAAAAUGGCCUCGUCUCGGAGAGACGUGGUAUGUUUCAUGUUCUACGUAGUCUUGCUAAAGCUGCAAGACACCCUAACACUCAAAUCAGAGCUGGAUAAGUGCUGCACAAUGGGAGAAAGGUGGUCCACUGAUCAUCGCAACGGAUGUGACAGCUUCCCUGUUCCAGUCCCAGACAUUCCCUUCGAAAUUCAGACUUUAUGCGUGACUGCGAUGGAGAUCUGCUGCAAAGACAGCCUUCGGAAACAUCAAUGUGAACUUGGCGUGACGGCUGGACAAGCUGGGAGACCUUGUUUAAAGCUCAGUGGAGAGGGUGGAGAUCAUUUCAAAGAUUGUUGCAUUGGUUGCAAACUGGGACUGCAAAUCAGUUCCCAAACUAAAGACUGCCUUUCGUUGACCGAUGUGUUCGCUGACCCUUGGAGGGACUCUUUCAAAAUAUGUUGCGAAGAAAUCCAUAAUGGUACUUUUACCGAGCCCGAUGACUCCCAGACUUUGGUGGGCGUCGACGAGGCAACGAGAUUGUCCAUUUACAAGCCCAACAAAUGUCCCAAAGGAUUUCGACACAACUCCCGCUUGAACGUGUGCGACGACAUCGACGAGUGUCAAGAGGAUUCCCACAACUGUGAUCUAAGCAUGGAAGAGUGUCGGAAUACAAUAGGGGGGUUCAUGUGCGAAACUUUCGAGGCGGACUCGGAAUUGGAGGAUUGUCCCAAAGGCUACAGAUUUUUUUUGCUUUCGUGUAUUGACGUCAACGAGUGUUCCGAGGGCAUACAUAAUUGCACAAGCCAAAGCGACUGCAUCAAUACCGACGGAGGAUUUCAAUGUGAGAGACAGUUUCGAGGCAUCCAAUCUUGUCCUUCUGGUUAUCUGGUGAAUCAAACCACGGGAUUUUGCGAGGAUAUCAAUGAAUGCAAACUGGGGAUUCACGAUUGCCUCCCUUCACAAAGAUGUAAUAACACCCUGGGAUCCCACAAUUGUAUCAGAUUCACCACCUGUGGAACGGGAUACACUUUGAACUACGAGACGGGAAGGUGUGAGGACGAUGACGAGUGUGCGGUGGGAACACAUAAUUGCGCCAACUUGGGACCAGGCUAUCUAUGCAUGAAUACCCAAGGAUCGUUUCGUUGUGAAAAGCGGCGGUGCAACGUAGGAGAAAUUUUGAACGAGGACGGCCUUUGCAACAUCCUAAGAUGCCAGACUGGAUUCGAACCCGGACCCUCUGGUAAAUGCAUUGACAUUGACGAAUGUGAUUACAACAACGCUUGUCCAAGAGGCGAAAGAUGCCACAAUACUAUGGGCUCCUACAACUGUGUGAGUCAUUGCGAAAUGGGAAUGACUUUGGAUCGGAAUCUUAAUCGGUGCGUGGAUAUCGACGAGUGUGACACCGGAUUAGCCCUCUGUUUUGGGGGACGAACGUGCCUCAAUACAAUCGGAAGCUACAAAUGCGAGUGUCCAAUAGGUUUUGAACUUCGUUCUUCCACGGGUCGGUGCGAGGACAUAGACGAAUGUUCUUUAUACAACGGCAAUAUUUGCGGAGUGGAUUCCGAAUGUCAAAACUCCAUUGGCUCAUAUCGUUGCUCGUGCAAAUUGGGUUUUAAACAUCGAAACGCGGUUUGUGUCGACAUCAACGAAUGUCGAGAAAUCCCAAAUAUAUGCCAGCAACGAUGCACCAACAUCUGGGGGUCAUAUAGAUGCGAUUGUCAGCCGGGCUUUCGACUUUCUUUGGAUGGUAGAACCUGCGUUGAUGUCGAUGAAUGCGCCGACUAUGACGACAUUUGCAUUGGGAAUUGUCUCAAUGAAGCUGGAUCGUACAAAUGCUCCUGUCCCCAAGGUUAUUCGCUCUCAAGCAACGGUCGAUCCUGCCAAGAUAUUGAUGAAUGUGCCACAGGAAACCCUUGUCUUGGAAGAAACCAGAAUUGCUUCAACAUUAGGGGCGGCUACAAAUGCAACGAUAUCUCGUGCCCACCCGACUAUCAAAGGGAAGAAGGCCAUUCCCGUCGAUGUAGAAGAAUAUCAUCCCGCUGCCCGACGGAUGAUUUGGCCUGUCGUAGAAAGCCAGUGUCAGUGUCCUAUAACUUCAUUGCACUAAUUUCAAAUCUGCGGGUGCAAGGCCAGGGGGUUAACCUUUUCACCAUGCAGAGCGCUCGAUACCCCAUGCUCACAACGAAAUUCACUUUGAAAGUCAAUGACGUUCGCGCUCCAAGCAACGUUAAACCUGUCACGUCGGAUUACUUCAGAUUAAGAACGGGUGAUCAUAGCGCGAUUCUCUCUAUUGUGAAGCCCAUUCAAGGGCCCCAAGACAUCUCACUCGAGCUAUUAAUGGAAAUGUAUCACGUGGGCAAAUAUCAGGCGUCUGCCGCGGCUAAUAUCUUUAUCUAUGUUACACCCUACGAGUUCUGAUGACAUCCUGAUACCGAACGAAUAAAAAGGCACCAUUUUGGUGUACCUCGA